CUUCGAUGGCGCUGAGCAGCUUGGGCCAUGUAUAUACAGCCAUAGGGGACUAUCCAAAUGCCCUAGCCAGCCACAAACAGUGUGUCCUGCUGGCCAAGCAGUCCAAGGAUCAGCUGUCUGAGGCUCGUGAGCUAGGAAACAUGGGGGCCGUCUACAUUGCCAUGGGAGACUUCGACAAUGCUGUCCAAUGUCAUGAGCAGCACCUGGGCAUUGCCAAAGCCCUGGAAAAUAAACGAGAGGAAGCUCGGGCCUAUAGUAACCUGGGCAGUGCCUACCACUAUCACCGUAACUUUGACAAGGCCAUGUCCUACCAUACUCACGUUCUGGAGCUCGCCCAGGAGCUAGAGGAAAAGUCCAUUGAGAUGAGAGCCUAUGCAGGACUUGGUCAUGCUGCUCGCUGCAUGCAGGACUUGGAGAGGGCCAAGCAGUACCAUGAACAGCAGCUGUCUAUAGCUGAGGGUUUGAAAGACAGGGCUGCAGAAGGAAGGGCCUCCUCCAAUCUGGGCAUCAUUCACCAGAUGAAGGGGGACUAUGAGACUGCACUGAAACUCCACAAAACUCAUCUGGCCAUUGCUCAGGAGCUGAAUGACUAUGCUGCUCAGGGUCGGGCCUAUGGUAACAUGGGUAACGCCUACAAUGCCCUGGGAGCAUUUGACCAGGCUGUUCGCUACCACCGCCAGGAACUGCAGAUCUCCAUGGAGGUCAAUGACCGGGCCUCGCAGGCCUCCACUCAUGGAAACCUGGCUGUGGCUUACCAAGCCCUGGGAGCCCAUGACCGCGCUCUGCAACAUUACCAGAACCACCUCAACAUUGCCCGUGAGCUCAGAGAUGUCCAGAGCGAGGCACGGGCUCUAGGCAACCUUGGCAACUUCCACUGCUCUCGAGGAGAGUUCCCUCAGGCCGUGCCCUACUAUGAGCAGUACCUCCGUCUGUCCCCUGACCUCCAAGACAUGGAGAGUGAAGGGAAAGUUUGUCACAAUCUGGGUUAUGCCCACUACUGUCUGGGCAACUACCAGGAUGCCGUCAAAUACUAUGAGCAGGACCUAGCUCUGGCCAAGGACCUUCAUGACAAACUGAGUCAGGCCAAGGCAUACUGUAACCUCGGUUUGGCUUUUAAGGCCCUGGGAGACUUCACUAAGGCAGAGGAGUGUCAGAAAUACCUGCUGUCUCUGGCGCAGUCCCUGAACAAUGCACAGGCUCGCUUCAGAGCUCUGGGGAACCUUGGGGACAUAUUUGUCUGUAAAAAAGAUGUGGCUGGAGCCAUUCAGUUUUACGAGCAGCAACUGGCCUUAGCUCACCAGGUUAAGGAGCGUAGGAUGGAGGCCUGUGCCUAUGCUGCCCUGGGGGCAACCUACAGACUUGUGCAAAAAUAUGACAAAGCUCUGGGCUACCACACCCAGGAGCUGGAGGUUUAUCAAGAGCUGGGCGACAUGCCAGGAGAGUGCAAAGCCCAUGGUCACCUGGCAGCUGUCUACAUGGCCCUGGGGAAGUACGCCAUGGCCUUCAAGAGCUACGAAGAGCAGUUGGAGCUAGGUCGGAGGCUGAAGGAUCCUGUCGUGGAGGCUCAGGUGUACGGAAAUAUGGGCAUCACUAAAAUGAAUGUAGGUGUGAUGGAGGAAGCUAUUGGCUACCUGGAGCAACAGCUGGCCACUUUACAGCAGCUGAGUGGCAAUGAGGCAGUAAUGGACAGAGGCAGAGCCUAUGGAAACCUAGGAGACUGUUAUGAGGCUCUGGGAGACUUUGAGGAAGCCAUCAAGUACUAUGACCAGUAUCUGUCAGUGGCCCAGAGCCUCAACCGCAUGCAGGACCAAGAGAAGGCCUAUAGAGGCUUAGGCAAUGGACACAGGGCCAUGGGAAACCUACAGCAAUCGCUGGUGUGUUUUGAGAAGCGGUUAGUAGUGGCUCAUGAGCUGGGGGAAUGUGGAGGUAAGGCUCAGGCCUACGGUGAACUAGGCGCACUGCACAGCCAGCUAGGCAAUUACGAGCAGGCUAUCUCCUGUCUGGAGCGUCAGCUGGCCAUUGCCCGUGACACCCAGGACAGGCUACUGGAAGGCGAUGCCAGCUGCGGUUUGGGCGCUGUAUAUCAAGCUAUGGGAGAGUAUGAGACAGCCCUGCGAUGCCACCAAAGUGACCUGGAGAUUGCAGAGGAAACGGGCAGCCCCACACGCCAGGCCCGUGCCUAUGGGAACUUGGGCCUUACCUACGAGUCGCUUGGAAACUACGAGCGGGCGGUCGUGUUCCAGGAACAGCACCUAAGUGUGGCGGCUCAGACUAAUGACUUGGCUGCCAAGACACUGGCCUAUGGCAGCCUGGGGAGAACACACCAUGCACUGCAAAACUACUCACAGGCUGUCAUGUACCUGCAGGAAGGUGAGUGUGUCAGGGGGAACAGGAGAGAGGAUUGCCUUUGUUGCCUGAGCUGAUAGGCUUAGAGUUUG
This is a messenger RNA of Micropterus salmoides (largemouth bass), 2438 nucleotides long. RefSeq names its product tetratricopeptide repeat protein 28-like. The transcript is spliced from 4 exons. The record is from RefSeq and is a predicted model, not a curated record. NCBI's taxonomy places the organism in Eukaryota, Metazoa, Chordata, Actinopteri, Centrarchiformes, Centrarchidae. The coding region runs from base 6 to 2423 and encodes 805 amino acids. Gene Ontology annotation, molecular function: protein binding.